Molecule: messenger RNA, 1154 nt
Organism: Manihot esculenta (cassava)
Lineage: Eukaryota; Viridiplantae; Streptophyta; Magnoliopsida; Malpighiales; Euphorbiaceae
Product: metalloendoproteinase 3-MMP
Exons: 1
Coding region: 25-951 (308 amino acids)
Biological process (GO): collagen catabolic process; proteolysis; extracellular matrix organization
Cellular component (GO): extracellular matrix
Molecular function (GO): metalloendopeptidase activity; zinc ion binding
Source: RefSeq, a predicted model, not a curated record
UCAAGCUCAAUUUUUGUCCCAAAUAUGGCUUCUAAAGCUUUUACCAUCUUCUCUUUCGCUGCUAUUGUCUUCAUUUCUCUUCUUUCUCAUGCAGCUUUAGCAAAGUUUAAUGAUAAAGUAUCACCACCAUUUGAUUUCCUUAAGAAUCUUCAAGGAUGCCAUAAGGGUGAUAAGUUCAAAGGCAUCCAUGAGCUCAAAACCUACCUUGAACAUUUUGGUUACUUACACUACAAAAAUCAGUCUCAUGCCAAUGGUGAUGAUUUUGAUGAUCUAUUGGAGUCUGCUCUUAAAACAUAUCAGCUCAAUUACCAUUUGAAUGUCACUGGGUCCUUAGAUUCUCAAACUGUGUCCAAGAUGAUUAUGCCUCGAUGUGGUGUACCAGACAUCGUCAAUGGCACCACUCGUAUGGAUUCUAGCAAGAAAAACCAUCACCAUAGCUCCACCAUUCUCCAUACAGUCUCUCAUUAUACCUUCUUCCGUGGAAAUCCGAAAUGGCCAGCUUCUAAGUAUAGUCUUACCUAUGGGUUUCUUCCUCGAACCCCAGCUCGAGCUAUGGACCCUGUUGCAAAAGCUUUCCAAACAUGGGCUGCCAACACACAUUUCAAGUUUUCAAGGGUACAAGAUUAUACAACUGCCGACAUCAAAAUAGGGUUUCACAGAGGUAACCAUGGGGAUAGAAAUUCUUUUGAUGGACGUGGUGGAAUUCUUGCUCAUGCCUUUGCACCCCAAGAUGGACGAUUCCAUUAUGAUGCAGAUGAGAGAUGGGCAGUAGGUGCAAUCCAAGGUGCAUAUGACUUGGAGACUGUGGCCUUGCACGAGAUAGGACAUCUACUUGGUCUUGGGCAUAGCUCAGUGGAAGGAGCUAUUAUGUUUCCGAGUAUUUCUUCUGGGACGAUCAAGGGUCUCCAUAACGAUGACAUCCAAGGAAUUCGUACUUUAUAUAACGUUUGACUUUUUUUUCUUACAUUAAGGAUGGGAUGACCCAUCUCUCUCUUGAGCUUUUCUUUUCAAAUUUUGAAAAAUAAUGUUUUUUUUUUUCUGUUUUGAACAUUCUUAUUGUAAUAUGCAAUUACAAUAUUUUUUUCAAGUACUCAAUAAAUGAUCUACAUACCAUAGUGAUUUAUAAUAAUAAAAUUAUUGCACAUACGAACAUU